AUGGACGGGGGCGACUCGCCGAGCGGCGGAUUCUGGCGGCGGCUGAAGAAGAAGGUGGCCGAGCCGUUCGUGGUGGGGCGGAAGGUGGGCGCCGGCAGCAACUCGCCCAGCCGCGACAACUCGUUGGAGGUGGCGACGCAGCGCUACCGCGAGGCGCACGAGGAGGAGAACAACAAGACGCGCAUCAAGGACAUCAUCCGCCGCGACCUCCUCUUCUACCCGACCUUUCGCAAUGCCCUGCAGGGCAACUCCGAGCGGACCGAGUCCUCCCUGCGCUACGCCGAGCUGUAUGAGCGGUACAAGGACCUCUACGCGCCGCUGCUCUACGACGACCCGGAAGACGACUGGAGCAACGUCGGCGACACCGACCGCGAGGACUCCCUGUUCCUGGCCGGCGAGGCCUACGAUCCCAAGCGAGCGGCGUCCAUGCUGGGGAGUCGGCAGACGAUUCCGAGCGAGGUGGCCGAAGCCGAUCUCACCUGGGCCAAGAACAACAUCGAGGACAAGGAGAUAGCCGACGAGCUGUGCAAGAUGCAGAAGAAGAUGCGGGAUCGAAACGAGAUCUAUGUGCUUCUCACCGCCGCAAAGCGCCAGACGGCCCGGGAGCUGGAGGAGCUCUUCGGCAGCGAAGACCGCGCGCGCGAGAUCCAGCAGCUCGAUGGCGCGCAGAAGGACCGGGUGAUGAACAGCGUCAAGGCCCAGAUCAAGGAGCUGGCCAAGUACCAGGAGGAGAUCGCGCAUCACUACGCCUUCUGCCAGGAGGUCCUCAAGCGUGCCUCGGACGCUCCCCAGAUCGACGCCCUCGUACUCAAGGACGAAUGGGCCGCUGAGAUCGGCCGCGAACUGGCCAAGCGGAAAGAAGCGCUGGAGAGGGAACAGGAGCAGGAGAGGGAGAAAGAGCGUCAGCGAGAGCUGGAGGAAGAGGAAGAGCGUCAGAAGGCGAACUCUCCGCGCGCAGCCAAGUCCGAAAAGGGAGAAGAACAACCCCUGCCAGAAGAGACCAACGUCCAAACCCGGCAGGAGGAGUCCCUGCUGUAUGAGAUCUCCUCCAAGGCCAGAGCCGCCAAGGUCGAACCACCACCGACCCCUGCAUCGCCUAUUCCUGCGAGCGCCCUCAAGCGGCUGCUGAGCCUCGAGGCCGGAGGAUCGCUCCACCUCCCCAAGAUGAUGGCCAUCGACUUCUCCGGCGAGGAUCCGACUCGCCCCUCGCUUCAACAGGACGAAGGAGAGGAGGAAGCGGGUCAGCCCCAAUCACCGCUGACGACGUCGAACCAAAACAAGUUUGUCUCCGUGCGAAAGAAGCAGCGGAAGCCAUCGCUCAACGAGCUGUUCAUCAUCGGCCGGCGGGAGAACACCAUCGGCCGGGCCGUUGACGAGUCGACCCAGACGGCGCCGGCCGCAGCCAACGCACCUGGUGCCGAGAAGAAGAAGGACGCAGCCGAAGGUCGAUAUGAUCACGAAGAGAAGAAGAAGGUUGAGGAGGACUUCAUCAUCGUGUUCAAGUACGGGGGCAAGGCCUAUCGCUGCAGCGAGAAGGAGAAGACCAUUCUCGAACGACAGGUCAAGACACUGGACCCGAGCACCUUCCAGAUGCUGCUGGACGACUUCCAGCUGGAGGUCUACGCCGUGCUCGACGAGCCCCAGGCGCAGGCGCCCCAGGUGCUGUCGGCCGAGCCGCCCCAGCCCGAGAGCAGCCCGGCCGAGAAGAGCGAAGACGAAGAGGAUAGCGAAGAGGAGGAGAAGGAAGAGGAGUGGGAGGCUGAGGAGGACGUUGACGACGCGUUCGGCAGCAAGACGGAGACCAACAACACCAACAGCACCAAGAACAGGCGAAGGCGACGACGAAGGGGCAAGAGGAGAAACGCGGCGGCGAGCGCGACCACCGCCACGCCACAGCAGAAGAGCGAGGCGGCGACGGCGACGACGCCCCAGAAGAACGUCUCGGGGCAGAGCCAGGGAGUAGAGCUGGGCGGCCGAGUGUGGACCAGGUCGCCCGCCUCGCCCUUCACCCCGUCGAAGAGGGCGAACCGUCUGGCGGAGAAGAACAACACCAUGCGCGACACCAUGCGGAAGCGCAUGCAGCUGGCCUACGAGGAGGAGGUCCACAAGCAGCACGGCGGCGCUGAAGGCGGCAAGAGUCCGCUCGUGUGGAAACGAGAGAGGAAGGGCGGCAGCCAGCUCCAACCGGCCACCGUCAGCAGCAGGAAGAACGUGGCUUAG
Acanthamoeba castellanii str. Neff is the source of this 2220-nucleotide messenger RNA. RefSeq lists its product as uncharacterized. Bases 1 to 2220 code for a protein of 739 amino acids. The transcript is spliced from 8 exons. The record is from RefSeq and is a predicted model, not a curated record. Lineage: Eukaryota; Discosea; Longamoebia; Acanthamoebidae.